AUGUUGGACCGACCAAUCCAACCUGAAUCACAGCAUAUUGCUGGUCAAUGUAGAUCAAAUAACGAUGUUUUAAUGAAAGAUAGUGGAAAUGACACAAUGAAAUGUGUAAUGUAUGCCCAUAGGAAAAAAGAGACAGAAGACAAACUUGACCUAGAUAUUAGGUACAGGUGUGCAGCAGGAAGUAGCACUAAUGUACCUAGUACACUUGAGUUAGCAAGGGAACAGCACAAGGUCGUAUCAGCAAAUGGUGAACCUAUUUUUGAUAUACUAGGGAAAACAAAACUAAUUAGUGGUUACUGGCAGAUAGAAUUAGAUGCUCAAAGCAGAGAGAAGAGUGCGUUUACAACCAACUGGGGACUUUACGAGUUUGAUGUCAUGCCGUAUGGUCUCUGUGGGACACCAAGCACUUUUCAGAGACUGAUGGAAACAGUUCUGGCGAGAUUACAGUGGGACCCGUGUUUAGUUUACCUUGAUGACAUCAUCAUCUUAAGUCACACUUUCGAUGAACAUUUAGUCAGACUCAAGAAGAUCCAGAAUGAAAAGGAAGUCGUUAUAGCUUAUUCGAGUCGAACAUUGAGCAAGUCUGAAAGGAUCUUCUGUACUACGAUAAAAGAGCUUCUAGCAUUUGUGUUUUUCAUUAAACAAUAUCGUCAUUAUCUGUUUGGCAAGAAAUUUCAGACAAGAACAGAUCACAAAGCACUGAAAUGGCUUUUCUCAAUGAAGGAACCGGAAGGUCAGACUGCUCGGUGGAUCACACAGUUAUCAGAGUAUGAAUUUUCUAUAGAACACAGAGAAGGUAAACGUCUCAGAAAUGCGGACGGAAUGUCUAGAAUACCAUGCCACCAGUGUGGUAAUGGUGAGAAUAAUAUCGCUACCUCUGCUUUUGGAAUGAGGCGUGACCUUGAAAAUUAUGUCGCUAACUGCGUUGAAUGUGUUACAAGGAAGAAUCCGAGUAGAACAGCUAGAGUGCCGUUACAACCACAUUAUUCUGGAGCUCCAUUUGAGAAAAUAGCAAUAGAUAUAUUGGAAAUGCCUAUGUCGGAUCAAGGGAACAGAUUUAUUGUGGUAAUUGGAGAUUAUUUCUCUAAGUGGGCAGAGGCUUUCCCUUUAAGGAAUCACACAUCUCCUGUGAUCGCCGAAAUCCUCAUUGAUCAGUUUAUAAGUAGAUUUGGUGCACCAUUUCAAUUGCAUAGUGACCAGGGGCCUGAAUUUGAGUCUCGACUUAUAUCUGAACUAUGUAAGUUACUAGGAGUUGAUAAAACUAGGACGACUACUUAA
Molecule: messenger RNA, 1278 nt
Organism: Mytilus trossulus (common blue mussel)
Lineage: Eukaryota; Metazoa; Mollusca; Bivalvia; Mytilida; Mytilidae
Exons: 5
Coding region: 1-1278 (425 amino acids)
Biological process (GO): DNA integration
Molecular function (GO): nucleic acid binding
Source: RefSeq, a predicted model, not a curated record